UGAUGAUCAGUGUGCCCUGAUGAUCUGUGUAGCCCCAGCAGUGCCACCUGUCAGUGUCCAUCAGUGCCACAUCAUUGUCACAUUUCAGUGCCUACCAGUGCACAUCAAUGCCACAUAACAGUGCCCAUCUGAACUGCCUUUCAGUGUCACCCAUCAGUGCCAGUCAGUGCCACCUAUCAAUGCCAGUCAGUGCCACCUAUCAGUGCCAUGCCAGUCAGUGCUGCCUAUCAGUGCCCAUCAGUGUUGUCUGUCAAUGCCCAUCAGCGCCACCUACUAGUGCCUCCCCAUCAGUGCCACCUAUCAGUGUCCACCAGUGCAGCCUAUCAGUGCCCAUCACUGCAGCCUCCUUAGCGCACAUCAGUGAAAGAGAAAUAUCACUUAUUUACAAAAUUUUAUAA
Molecule: messenger RNA, 398 nt
Organism: Staurois parvus
Lineage: Eukaryota; Metazoa; Chordata; Amphibia; Anura; Ranidae
Source: the annotation of a GenBank genome assembly